This is a messenger RNA of Daucus carota subsp. sativus, 1382 nucleotides long. RefSeq names its product zinc finger protein CONSTANS-LIKE 5. Lineage: Eukaryota; Viridiplantae; Streptophyta; Magnoliopsida; Apiales; Apiaceae. Gene Ontology annotation, molecular function: protein binding; DNA-binding transcription factor activity; zinc ion binding. The coding region runs from base 104 to 1207 and encodes 367 amino acids. Gene Ontology annotation, biological process: regulation of flower development. The record is from RefSeq and is a predicted model, not a curated record. The transcript has 2 exons. Gene Ontology annotation, cellular component: nucleus.
CAGAUUUAGAUACACACAACAUAUAUUUAGUUUAUCACCUCUCCAAUACAGCAAUACACACCCCACAACUAGACCACCCAUAAACAAUCAUUUCAGAAAGCCAAUGGAUCUCGCCGGAAAAAUGGCCGAGUUAGCCGCCGGCAGGAAGUUCCCGAUGAGAGCAAAGCCGUGCGACACUUGUAAAAUUAACGCGGCGGUGCUGUUCUGCCGCACGGACUCAACGUACAUGUGCAUGGACUGCGACUCGAGAAUUCACGGUAAUAAUAGUUACGAGCGCGUGUGGAUGUGCGAGGUGUGUGAGCACGCGCCGUCUAGUGUCACGUGUAAGGCAGACGCUGCAGCUCUCUGUGUCAUGUGUGACUGGGACAUUCAUUCGGCCAAUCCGCUCGCGCGGAGGCACGAGCGGGUCCCGGUGACUCCGUUCUAUCAUGCUGCAGUUGGGGUCGUGAAAUCGACCGCAACUGCAAUACUAGAGAUUCCUCCUAUUGAAUCUGAAUCGAAUAUGAUUGGUUACAAAAAUUGUAACAAAAAUUUGUGUCAUGGUCACGAGGAGACUAAGUUGUCAGCGGAUGUGCAGGCUGACAUGAAAUCGAUUGAAUUUUUAUUUUCGGAUCCCGAUAAUUUAUUGGAAUUCGGAUAUCCGGCUCCGAAUGAUGUGGUUCCUUUGUAUGGACACCAUAGUACUGGCGCUGAUAGUGUUGUUCCGGUUCAGAUUAGCACUAAGCCAGCACCGCAAUCAUCUUCGGUUAUGGGAUCUGUUGACAAUCCUUUCGAGAUUGAUUUUACAACUUCGAAUAUAAGUUCGUUCAACAACAGCUUCGCAGCUCCUUCUGUCAGCCAAAAUAUUUCAUCGGAUGUCGGAAUUGUACCAGACGGAAGUAUGUCAGAUACAUCAUAUCCAUUUGUUCUUCAAAUGAAAAACAAUGUUAACACGAAUACCCCUUAUAAUGGGACUGCUCAAGCAUCUGUUGAGAUGGAUAGAAAAGCUAGAGUAAUGAGGUACAGAGAAAAGAGGAAAAACAGGAAAUUCGAGAAGACGAUACGAUACGCUUCUCGCAAGGCGUACGCCGAGACGAGGCCACGAAUCAAGGGCCGAUUUGCGAAGCGGACGGAAAAUACUGAGGAUGUUGAUCGGUGGUUCACUUCUGUUCCUGCGACCACAAAUUUCAUCAACAAUUCGGGGUUUGGGGUAGUUCCGUCAUUUUAACACCAAGAUGAAAAUGUGUUGUUAAGAAUAAUUAUUUUACUGACUAGAAUGAAAUAGUAAUAAUUACAAUGUUUUUACUCGUAGUUUUUGUACGUCAACUUCGAUUUGUAGUACGUGUAAGUAAGAACUUUGCAAUGCGGCUUCGCUUUAUAAAAGUCCAAUUACCUUUACUAAA